Messenger RNA from Fundulus heteroclitus (mummichog), 1339 nucleotides. It is a transcript of the gene sugt1, whose product is annotated as SGT1 homolog, MIS12 kinetochore complex assembly cochaperone. Gene Ontology annotation, molecular function: protein-folding chaperone binding. Gene Ontology annotation, biological process: protein stabilization. NCBI's taxonomy places the organism in Eukaryota, Metazoa, Chordata, Actinopteri, Cyprinodontiformes, Fundulidae. The record is from RefSeq and is a predicted model, not a curated record.
UUGCAGAGGAUACCAGGUUGUAACUGAGAGGACUUUACUGUGGAAUCGAUAAACCUAAAUAUGUCUCUACAUUUCCUCGAUGGUAAGGAGCCAACGCUUGAACGAUCAGACCUGAAACCAGCGACUGCAGCCUCUGGGCAGAACUUUCCUGUCAGAAACAGUCCACACCUGCGGACCAAACCCAUGGCAGCCGAACGCAGCUUCAGCGAUAGCUUCAUUGACGAAGAUCCACAGAGAGCGCUAGAGGCUCUUAACGAGGCCCUUCAAGGCGACUGUGACAACGCUGAGUGGUUCUGUCAGCGUGCCUAUGCCCACAUACUCCUGAAAAACUACAGCAGUGCCGUUGAUGAUGCAAAGAAAGCCCAGCAGCUAAAACCCAGCCUACCUCUAGCCUUCAUGCGGACAGGAAUUGCAGAGUACCACCUGAAAAACUACGAGUCAGCACAGGCCGCUUUCUCUCAGGUCCAGCAGCUGGACGAUUCUGACAAAUCGUUUGAAGUCUGGAUAAAGCGGUGCGAAGAGAUGAUGGGGACUCAGACGCUCAACGGCACCGCCGCCACGAUUCUGACAAAUCGUUUGAAGUCUGGAUAAAGCGGUGCGAAGAGAUGAUGGGGACUCAGACGCUCAACGGCACCGCCGCCACGCAGACGCCAGCCGCUCCACCUGUGAAGCACGACUGGUACCAAACGGAGUCGCAAGUCAUCGUCACGAUCAUGGCCAAGAACGUUCCCAAGGACGGCCUGCGUGUCAGCUUCACGGAGCGAGAGCUCUCUGCAGAGAUAGAAAUGGCGUCGGGCGAGAACUGCAACCUCCACUUCCACCUCCUGCACCCCAUCGUCCCACAGCAGAGCAGCUUCAAGAUCCUCACCACCAAGGUGGAAAUCAAGAUGAAGAAGACAGAUGCCAUCAGAUGGGAGAAGCUGGAGGGAGAAGGACAGGAGUCCAACAUCAAACACUUCAAUCCGAAUGAGUACCCCACAUCUUCGCACUACACUAAGUGGGACAAGGUGGUACUGGACAUAAGCGAGGAGGAGAAGAACGAGAAGCUGGAGGGAGACGCGGCGCUCAACAAGCUCUUCCAGCAGAUCUACUCGGACGGCUCGGACGACGUCAAACGAGCCAUGAACAAAUCCUUCAUGGAGUCUGGUGGUACGGUCCUGAGCACCAACUGGGGCGACGUGGGCACGAGGAAGGUGGAUGUGAAGCCCCCAGAUGACGUAGAGUUCAAGAAAGUCUGCACCGAUGGCUCGGCUUCUUGACUCGCCUGGCUCAGCACCUGCCGCUCCAUCAGUGUGACUCACGCUUCAUUGUAAAUAAAAGAUUUCUUGUUUUGACUGGA